This is a messenger RNA of Nicotiana attenuata, 1180 nucleotides long. RefSeq lists its product as uncharacterized. The record is from RefSeq and is a predicted model, not a curated record. Bases 168 to 1115 code for a protein of 315 amino acids. The transcript has 5 exons. NCBI's taxonomy places the organism in Eukaryota, Viridiplantae, Streptophyta, Magnoliopsida, Solanales, Solanaceae. Gene Ontology annotation, molecular function: protein binding.
ACUUUAUUAUCUUCAAACAACAAAAGCAGAGAAAUUUUUACCAAGAAUGGUUCAUGAAAUGCCCCAAAAAAUUCAAUCUUGAUGCUUCCGAAUUCACUCUCUGAUACCAAGUAUCACUCAGAAAAUAGAUUAACAAAAAGACCCUUAAACCAGAUAAAAUAAAAGAAAUGCUAAUGAUACAGUCCACCAUUUCACCUCCUGUCCAAAAAACACUACUUGUUCCAUCUCAAAUUGGCAAACAUGGCUGUUAUCUUGCUUUACAUGGCGGAUUUGGCUCACCAUCAGCUUCUUUUCACUUUCCAAGAAGACCCAUCAAGCGAAAUUCAGUUCAGCUGCAGAUUUUUGCAAGGAAAGUAGAAUCAUUCUCACUUUUGGUUCCAGAGAAAGAUGAUGAAUCAUCAGAGAAGUUGCUGAAUGGUGGAGAUAUUACUACUAGUAAAGGACAGUUUCUUUCUCUAUCUGCUUUCUCAUGCGGAUCUAUCUUCUGGUUGACAUCCGGGCAAGUGGCAUCAGCAAGUGAAAGUGUCAGAGUAAACAUGGUUUAUGAGGUCGGAGAGUUAUUUGAAUUGGGAAUCCAACUUACCUACCUGCUUAUACUACUAGCAUUGCUUGGGGCUGGAAGCUUCUUUGUGAUUCGGCAAGUCCUUGUCCGCAGAGAGCUUGAUCUUUCUGCCAAAGAAUUGCAAGAGCAAGUUAGAAGCGGUGAUGCCAGUGCAACAGAACUUUUUGAACUUGGAGCUGUGAUGUUGAGGCGAAAAUUCUACCCAGCUGCUACAAAGUACCUGCUUCAGGCAGUACAAAAGUGGGAUGGAGAUGAUCAGGAUCUUGCCCAAGUUUACAAUGCCCUUGGUGUCAGUUAUGUACUUGAUGAGAAAAUCGACAAAGGAAUUGCUCAGUUUGAGAAUGCUGUAAAACUUCAACCAGGUUAUGUCACGGCAUGGAACAACCUUGGCGAUGCGUACGAGAAAACCAAAGACUUAACAUCCGCUCUAAGAGCAUUUGAAGAGGUCCUCCUUUUUGAUCCUAAUAAUAAAAUAGCUCGUCCUAGGCGCGACGCAUUGAAGGAUAAAGUACAGAUGUACAAAGGAGUACCUGUGAAAUCUAAGAAGAGUUGAUAUAGGGAGCUUCUUAUUAUUUUUACACACUUAUACUGAUUAUCCUUGGAGGACCCCCCCCCCUC